UGCAGAUGCCCAACAGCAGCUCCAUCAGCCAGUUCCUCCUCCUGGCGUUGGCAGACACGCGGCAGCUGCAGCUCCUGCACUUCUGGCUCUUGCUGGGCAUCUACCUGGCUGCCCUCCUGGGCAACGGCCUCAUCAGCACAGCCGUAGCCUGCCACCACCGCCUGCACACCCCCAUGUACUUCUUCCUGCUCAACCUCGCCCUCCUCGACCUGGGCUGCAUCUCCACCACUCUCCCCAAAGCCAUGGCCAAUGCCCUCUGGGACACCAGGCACAUCUCCUAUGCUGGAUGUGUUGCACAGACCUUUCUGUUUGUCUUUCUGAUGUCAGCAGAGUAUUCCAUCCUCACCAUCAUGUCCUAUGACCGCUAUGUUGCCAUCUGCAAGCCCCUGCACUACGGGACCUUGAUGGACAGCAGAGCUUGUGCCACCAUGGCAGCAGCUGCCUGGGGCACUGGGCUUCUCCAUGCUCUGCUGCACACUAUCAGUACAUUUUCUCAGCCACUGUGCCGAGGCAAUGCUGUGGAUCAGUUCUUCUGUGAAAUCCCCCACAUCCUCAAGCUCUCCUGCUCUGAAUCAGACUACCUCAGGGAAAUUGGUUUCAUUGUGCUUAGUGUUCUUGCCGUAUUUGUGUGUUUUGUUUUCAUUGUUGUGUCCUAUGUGCAGAUCUUCAGGGCUGUGCUGAGGAUGCCUUCUGAGCAGGGACGACACAAAGCCUUCUCCACGUGCCUCCCUCACCUGGCUGUGCUCUCCCUGUUAGUCAGCACUGACUUUUUGGCCUACAUGAAGCCCCCAUCCAUCUCCUCCCCAUCCCUGGAUCUGGUGGUUACAUUUCUGUACUCGGUGGUGCCUCCAACACUAAACCCCCUCAUCUACAGCAUGAGGAACCAGGAGCUCAAGGAUGCAGUGAGGAAAAUGUCAUGGACAAAUUUCAGCAGGGAUCGUCUUCUCAUCUGCCUGAACAAAUGACUCAGUUUUUUCUGAAACAUGUCUAUGUUGUCUUAGAAAUAUUGAAUGGCCUGUACUGAAAAGGACUAUAAAGAUCAUCUAGUUUCAACCCCACUGUUACAGGCAGGGUCACCAACCACCAGAGCAGGCUGCCCAGAGCCUCUCAUUUCCAGCCUGGCCUUGAAAGCCUCCAGGGAUGGGGCAUCCACAACUUAUGUGGGCAACCUGUCCCAGGGCUUUACUACCCUCUGGGUGAAAAACCUCCUUUUAAUAUCUAG
This is a messenger RNA of Tympanuchus pallidicinctus (lesser prairie-chicken), 1222 nucleotides long. RefSeq names its product olfactory receptor 14J1-like. Bases 6 to 965 code for a protein of 319 amino acids. Gene Ontology annotation, cellular component: membrane. The record is from RefSeq and is a predicted model, not a curated record. Lineage: Eukaryota; Metazoa; Chordata; Aves; Galliformes; Phasianidae. The transcript has a single exon. Gene Ontology annotation, molecular function: olfactory receptor activity; G protein-coupled receptor activity. Gene Ontology annotation, biological process: G protein-coupled receptor signaling pathway.